Acanthosepion pharaonis is the source of this 558-nucleotide messenger RNA. Lineage: Eukaryota; Metazoa; Mollusca; Cephalopoda; Sepiida; Sepiidae. The record is from the annotation of a GenBank genome assembly.
AUGAUCGCCAGCGGCGUGGUUCGAUUCUCGCUUGCCUCUGUGAGAACAAGACUGGGAGAAGCCCGAUACGCUAUCUCCGAAUUUGAACAACGUAAUCUAUCUAUCUAUCUAUCUAUCUAUCUAUCUAUCUAUCUAUCUAUCUAUCUUUGGUUAAUACACUUGGAUGUACGGGUUGCGUCAUUUUUAGCGUCUCCGAACGAGAAAUCAGAUCAUUUAGAAGAAAACUUUUCGGUUAAGACACUUUCGUUAUAUAAUAUUUGGCAAAGUACUUCGACGAAAGGGAGAAAGGCUUGUUUCUUUUAUUAUACUUAUUCUUUUAUUAUGCAUAUCCUUUUAUUAUGCUUAUUCUUUUAUUAUGCUUAUUCUUUUAUUAUGCUUAUUCUCUUUCCUUAUUUCUUUUAUCUUCAUGACUUGGGAUUCAUUCCUGUCUUUAAUUCCUCUAUUUCUUUGAUUGAUUUCCUUUCUUUCCCACUUCUUCCUUUAUGUUUCUUUCCUUAUCUCUUCUACUUAUAUAUAUGCAAUCUAUCUAUCUAUCUAUCUAUCUAUCUAUCUAUCUAG